AUGUAAACUUAAUUAAUUAACCAUAUUCUGGAUUUUCAAAUUUGCAAAGGGGAAUAACCCACGUGCAAAGUCACGUGCUCGAUACACUCUCUUAAAAACCUUGAACCAGGUGGCAGCCAUGCAGACUCAGUCUCUCUUUCUGUGGUCCUCCAAUUCUGUCCUGCAAAAUCAGCAAAUGUAACCGUUUUCUCACGAGCCAGCAAUAUACCAGCACACCAAAGCGCAGCUUAGUAGUUUAGGGUCCUGUGGGGGCUCCUGCUUUCGCCACGUACCGGUUGUAACUAUAUAAUUAGCAUCAGUCGCACAUGAUCCUCGACGCUUCCGUCCGCUAGCCGGUCCAUGCAUGCAUGGCCGUCCCGUGGCGUUUUGCCAGCCAGUUCUUCCACGGGUCGUCAAUAAACCCAAACCCUCUCUCUCUCUUUCUCUCUAUCUCAAGAGUCAAGAUGAUACCGCAGAUGAUUAGUGACGACUCAGAGAGCGACUCGCCAGGGAAAUGCCGGGAGCGCCGACGCCGGAGGAUCGAGAAGCGGCGGCUAAAAUCUGGAGUACUCAGGUUAUUAGGUCCGCCGCAGAGUCCGAACAGAGAAGAGAGCGGAUCCGAUAACUCGGACCCGUUUGGGGAUAAGAAGCUGAUGAGUUGCAGUGAGGAGGUGGGCGGUUCGGGGGAGUCGCCGCUAGCGUUGGAGCCGAGGGCUCUGGGUUCGAACCCGAUGCCGGUUUACGGGUCUAUACUGAUACCAGGGCAGCCGGGUGGGGCGGGCGAUACGGUGAUGGUGAAGCCGGACUUUUGCCGGACGGGGAUUCUUGACAGGCAGCCUCUGCAUUUCUUUGCCGUGUGCGAUGGUCAUGGAGGUCCACAUGUGUCUGCACUCUGCAGGGAUUUGCUGCAUUUGUUCAUAGAGCAAGAGUUGAAUCAGUUGAUGCACUUGGGUGGGAAUACUGUAAAUACUGCUGCUACUGUUCAUAGUGGUGGUGGCGGCGGCGGAGGCGGCGACAAUUGCAUCGGCGGGAUGUUGGGGCAGGAAGAAGAGAAGCUUAAUACUUGUGUUGAAGAUGCAGGGUGGGAGGAGAAGCUAAGAGGGGCCAUGAAGGGGAGCUUCCACAGAAUGGACCAGCUGGUCCUAAGCACCUGCACCUGUGGCAAGGUGGGUUAUGAGUGUGGUUGCCAACCCAUGGACCUCGCCUUUGCUGGUUCCACUGUCGUCAUGGCCAUCGUUGCGCCUUCUCAUCUGCUUGUGGCUAACUGCGGCGACUCCCACGCCCUGCUUUGCCGUGCAGGGCAGCCCCUCCCUCUAUCCACUGUUCACAAGCUUGAUAGACCAGAAGAGCAAGCGAGUAUUCAAGUUGCAAGUGGUAAAGUUGUUUAUCGAGAUGGAGUUCAAGCUAGCGGACUUCUUAAUUUGUCUCGAUCUUUAGUAGGAGACAACUUCCUAAAAUCAAUAGUGGCAUCAGAGCCUGAGAUAUACAUUACAAAGAGAGACCCAAGCGAUGAAUGCUUGAUUCUGGCCAGCAAUGGGCUGUGGGAUGUGUUGUCCGAAGAUAUGGCUUGCAAUGUCGCCUGCACAUGCCUGCAAGAAGGAAGCGCCGCCACUGCACCCAGAAAUCGCCAUUACUCUGGGAGUUCAUAUUCGAUUGAUGAGCAGCAAGCAGAAGUGUUGUUCCCAUCACAAAGUGCCCUAGCUGUUGCGUUGCUUGGUCGCCUUGCACUCGCACGGGGGAGCUGCGACGACAUUAGUAUCAUAGUUGUUGACUUGAAGAGACACUAAUGUAUAUUGAAGACUGAUGUGGGCAAAACACAUGUAUAUGGAAGCUUAGUUUUUAAUCCAUAGUUGGAAGUGUAUUUCAGAGGUAUUGUUGUUUGGGUCUAUGCAUGGGUCAAUUAAUUCUAUGACGAGCUAAGAUGUUGCACGUAUGGUUGGCUAGCUAGCUUGCAGAUAGCUAUAUUCCCAAUUAUGCAGUACUAUUUUUAAAGUUAUGUCUUGACUUUGGUUAGAAUGCAGAGACUGUGUUGUGUGUAUAUAUAUGGUUUACAUAUUAAA
Messenger RNA from Malania oleifera, 2039 nucleotides. RefSeq names its product probable protein phosphatase 2C 75. NCBI's taxonomy places the organism in Eukaryota, Viridiplantae, Streptophyta, Magnoliopsida, Santalales, Ximeniaceae. Gene Ontology annotation, molecular function: cation binding; protein serine/threonine phosphatase activity. The record is from RefSeq and is a predicted model, not a curated record. The transcript is spliced from 4 exons. The coding region runs from base 348 to 1766 and encodes 472 amino acids. Gene Ontology annotation, cellular component: cytosol; nucleus. Gene Ontology annotation, biological process: protein dephosphorylation.